UCAUGAAAUGAACAAGUAUACACAUUUUUUGUUUUAAAGUGUUGAAAAUCAAGAUGAGUCUAGAAAUACCAAAAAAUAAUUCCAAAGAAAGUGAUAUCGAUGAAAAUCGCAAGGACAAAAAUGUGAGCUAUUUACUAGAAAGUGUUCCUCAAUUGGAAAAAAUUUUUAAAGUUAUUGGCAAGAUUGGCGAGGGCACGUUUAGCUCUGUAUUUUUGGCAUAUCUCAAGAGCAACCCCAACAAAUAUUAUGCUAUAAAACAAUUAGUACCUACAGUUUCGCCUAAUCGUAUUUUACGUGAAUUGAAAUGCCUUAAAGAUAUAGGUGGCACAGAUUAUGUAGCUGGAGUAGAAUUGUGCAUUAGAGAAGCUGGAAAUGUGGUAUUCGUCAUGGAAUACUUGUACCAUGACAAAUUUUCUGAUUAUGCACUCAAUAUGCCUACAGAAGAACUAAGAGAUUAUAUGAGAGCUCUUUUAACAGCUCUGCGCAGAGUACAUCAAUUUAAAAUUAUUCAUCGAGAUGUUAAACCAAGUAACUUUUUGUACAACAGACAAAAAAGAGAGUAUAUGUUAGUAGAUUUUGGCUUAGCUCAAUCUCUCGACAGUAUAAGAAGUAAUCCUGCAAUUUCUCGAAACAAGUGUCAUGAUGAGCAGAAUAAAGUCAAUAGUUUGAUAAAAGAUACAAAAAAAUCAACAUAUAUUAGAUGCGAGUGUUUCGGAAAACCCAAAGUAUGUUCUAUCUGUCUAAUGAGACCAGAACAAAAUGUCAAUCGAGCUGGUACUCCAGGUUAUCGAGCCCCUGAAGUAUUAUUGAAGCAUCAUCCACCUACUACAGCCAUUGAUAUGUGGGCUAGUGGUGUGAUGAUGCUUUGUAUCUUAAGUUCGUCGCAUUGUUUUUUUCGUCCACCAAAUGAUAUAGCUGCACUUGCUGAAAUUGUCGCAAUUUUUGGCACCGAAGCUGUACAAAAAUGUGCCAAAGCACUCGGUAAAAAGUUUAUAUGUAGUACAGACACACAAGCAUUAGAUCUGAAGGAUCUUUGUCAAAAAUCACGCAAAAGAAAAAGAAACCCUAAUAGUAAAUCAAGCUCAUCUGUUUUGCAAGAAGAUUAUCCUGAUGCAGCUUACGACUUACUUAAAAAAUUGUUGGACUUAAAUCAUGCAACUAGAAUUACAGCUGAAGAAGCUUUGAAUCACCCAUUUCUUAAAUCAUAGACUGAAAUUAUUGUUUAUUAAGUUUAAUUAGAUUUUAAAGAAAUCACAAAGAGAGAUAUAUUUAUUACUCAAAAUAAAAUUAAAGAUAUAUAUGUAUUAGGACAUGAAAUGGGGACGUAAUUUAGUAUUAAAUGAAUUUGUAAAGUUUUUAAUAUAUUUUAUCGGUUGUAAAUAAUCAACAUUACAUAAGUUUAAACCAGUA
Molecule: messenger RNA, 1410 nt
Organism: Trichogramma pretiosum
Lineage: Eukaryota; Metazoa; Arthropoda; Insecta; Hymenoptera; Trichogrammatidae
Product: cell division cycle 7-related protein kinase-like
Exons: 9
Coding region: 54-1208 (384 amino acids)
Biological process (GO): mitotic DNA damage checkpoint signaling; protein phosphorylation
Cellular component (GO): nucleus
Molecular function (GO): protein serine/threonine kinase activity; ATP binding
Source: RefSeq, a predicted model, not a curated record